This is a messenger RNA of Sebastes umbrosus (honeycomb rockfish), 665 nucleotides long. RefSeq names its product glucagon b (gene gcgb). Bases 169 to 540 code for a protein of 123 amino acids. Gene Ontology annotation, biological process: response to starvation. Lineage: Eukaryota; Metazoa; Chordata; Actinopteri; Perciformes; Sebastidae. Gene Ontology annotation, cellular component: extracellular region. The record is from RefSeq and is a predicted model, not a curated record. Gene Ontology annotation, molecular function: hormone activity; glucagon receptor binding. The transcript is spliced from 4 exons.
GUGACGGAGGAGUCACCUGGGAGAAUGCUCCUCAGCUCCACUAUAUAAGACUGAGCAGAUCAAGAGGGGAACCAUGAAACAGCUUCAGAGAGAAGACGGGCACCAGUCAACCUACUUUUACAAUCCUUCUCUCAGACGCUCAUCAGAAAGGAGCACAGAAGUCAAACGAUGAAGAGCGCUCACUCUUUGGCUGGAGUCCUGCUCCUCAUCAUGAUCCAAAGCAGCUGGCAGAUGCCUGACCAGGACACAGACCGAAACCCCAUGCUAUUGGCUCCAAACUCCAUGUUGGCCGAACCCAUCGAGCUCCCAAACAUGAAGAGACAUUCGGAGGGGACGUUUUCCAACGACUACAGUAAAUAUCUGGAGACGAGAAGAGCACAAGACUUUGUCCAGUGGCUAAAGAACUCAAAAAGGAACGGGAGCCUAUUUAGACGCCAUGCAGACGGCACCUACACCAGCGACGUGAGCUCCUACCUGCAGGACCAGGCAGCCAAGGAGUUUGUGUACUGGCUGAAGACCGGCCGAGGCAGAAGAGAGUAAACUCAGCCAACUGCUCCAUAAAUAAUGCAACAAUUCAUACUGGCUCUGUGUGAUUAUAUGUUUCACAAACUGUACUAGACUUUUUUUCUUGGUCAUGCUAUUAAAUUCCCCUCAUUGAAAAGCUC